Messenger RNA from Tripterygium wilfordii, 793 nucleotides. Its product is annotated as non-specific lipid transfer protein GPI-anchored 2. NCBI's taxonomy places the organism in Eukaryota, Viridiplantae, Streptophyta, Magnoliopsida, Celastrales, Celastraceae. The record is from RefSeq and is a predicted model, not a curated record. The transcript has 4 exons. Bases 13 to 618 code for a protein of 201 amino acids.
AACUACCUAAACAUGGAGAGUAACAAGAUUUUUGUAGUAAUUUUGGCACUUCUAGUUAUUUCAGUUAAUGGACAGAUAAGCACUCCUUGUACAGCUUCAAUGAUCAGCAGCUUCACUCCAUGCAUAAAUUUUAUCACUGGAAGUACCAACAAUGGCUCAACACCAUCUUCCAGCUGCUGCAACUCAUUGAAGUCAUUAAUGGACACUAGUAGGGAUUGUGCUUGUCUGCUAAUCACUGCCAGUGUCUCCUUUCAGCUUCCGAUCAAUCCGACUCUGGGGAUCUCCCUCCCGCGAGCCUGUAACAUGAGCGGUGUUCCGCUGCAGUGCAAAGCCACUGGUUCUCCUCUCCCAGCUCCAGGUCCUGAGUUAUUAGGCCCAAUUCUUCCACCUCUAGCGGCUCCUGCUUUAAGUCCAAAAGCUUCAAAAGCAUCAACAGCAUCAGCUCCAGCACCAGAACCAGAAACAACCACACCACCAUCUCCACCAGAGGCUCCUGAAACAACUCCAGGGGUUCGACCAGUGCUAACCCCUCCGGCAUCUGGAGCUGAAAUUCUCAAAUACUCUCCACACUCUGCCCUUCUAAUCCUUUUACUGUCCAUGGUUUUUAGAUACAAUUAAGGUCGUAACUAACAUACAGCAACCCAUCCUUGUGUUUGUGUUAUAUACUCUGUAGUUUGGUUGGUUUGUUUCAAAAACUUUUCAAUGGGUGAGAGCCAAUGAAUGUCAAUUUGAUUGAGAAGCCAAUAAUGAUUCAUUGACAUAUCACUAAAGCAUAUCUUCUAUUAUAUCUCUA